This is a messenger RNA of Leptopilina heterotoma, 8690 nucleotides long. It is a transcript of the gene sif, whose product is annotated as protein still life, isoforms C/SIF type 2. The record is from RefSeq and is a predicted model, not a curated record. The coding region runs from base 3041 to 7147 and encodes 1368 amino acids. Gene Ontology annotation, cellular component: membrane; synapse. Gene Ontology annotation, biological process: positive regulation of axonogenesis; small GTPase-mediated signal transduction; activation of GTPase activity. Gene Ontology annotation, molecular function: protein binding; guanyl-nucleotide exchange factor activity. The transcript is spliced from 19 exons. Lineage: Eukaryota; Metazoa; Arthropoda; Insecta; Hymenoptera; Figitidae.
AUUCUAAAGGAGAAAAAAUGUGAGAAGAAAAAAAAUCGUGUGAAUUGUAAAAAUAACAUAGACGAAGUAUUUAAAUAGAGAAAAAAAAGAGUAUAUUUAAAGAGGAUUAAAAAGAAGAAAAUAUUUCCAAGGAGAGAUUAAUUUAUAGAGUGGAAAUUUAUAUUUCCUGCGGAAAAAGAAGAAAAUUGCGACAAAAAAAAUUUUUUAAAUAAAUACUUUUUUUGAAAUUUAACAGAAAACGCAGCUCGAGGCGAGGAGGAAAAAAUUGACAGGGCAAGAAAUAUUGGAAAAAGAGAAUUGCAGACAGAGGAAGAUAUUAAUUUCUGGAAACAAAAAAUCAUUCGUCAUUUCAUGAUUUCUGAGAAGAGAAUAAUACACUUUUAAAAAGGAAUUAAAAAUACUUUCCAGUGGAAAACAAUGAAAAAUAAUUAAAAAUAUACUUUCAAGCGAAAAAAAAAGAAUUGAAAAUUAAAAAAAUAAUUUUAAGCGAAAAAGAGAAUUGAAAAUUAGAAAAUACCUUCAAGUGCGAAAGAUAAAGAAUUAAAAAUUAGAAAAUACCUUCAAGUGCGGAAGAAAGGAUGAAAAAUUAGAAAAUACCUUCAAGUGCGGAAGAAAGGAUGAAAAAUUAGAAAAUACCUUCAAGUGCGGAAAAAAUUACAACUUAGAAAAUACUUUCAAUUGGAAGAAAAAACUUAAAAAAGACACUUUCAAGUUUAAAAAAAGAAUUUGAAAUUAGAAAAUACUUUCAAGUGCGGGACAAAAAUAGAAAAAUACUUUCAAGUGCUAAAAGAAAUUAAAAAAUACUUUCUAGUGAAAAAAAAAAUUAAAAAUACUUUCUAGUAAAAAAAAAAAAAUUAAAAAUACUUCCAAGUGAAAAAGAAUAAAAAUUAGAAAAUACUUUCAAGUGCCAAAUACUCGAAGUAAGAGGGAAAACUAUUUCGAAGCCGUAAAAUAAUUUGUAAUGAAAAUAAAUUGAAAUAAAUGUAAUACCUCCAAAUGAAAAGUAAUUUGAAGUAGAAAUUACUUUGAAGUGAAAAGUGCUUGGAAGUGGAAAUUACUUUUUGAAAUGGAAAUUACUUUGAAAAGGAAAAGCUCAUAGUGGAAAUUCCUUUGAAAUGCAAAAUACUUUCGAGUGAAAAAUAUUUUAAAGUGGAAAUUACUUUGAAAUAGAAAUUACUUUAAAGUGGAAAAUAUUUUAAAGUUAAAAAUACUUUCAAAUAGAAAAUACUUUGAAGUGGAAAUUACUUUUAAUUGCAAAAUACUUUGAAGUGGGAAGUAUUUUGAAGUGGAAAUUACUUUGAAGUGCAAAAUACUUUGAAGUGGAAUACAUUUUCAAGAUAAAAUUACUUUGAAGUGUAAAAUACUUUGUUGAAGUGGAAAUUACUUUGAAAUAGAAAAUACUUUGAAUUUAAAAUUACUUUAAAGUGGAAAUUACUUUAAAUUGCAAAAUACUUCGAAAUAGAAACAAAAAUUACUUUGAAGUGGAAGUUACUUUGGAAUGGAAAAACUUUAAAAUGGAAAGUAUUUUGAAGUGGAAAUUACUUUGAGGAGCAAAAUACUUAUAAGUGGGGAGUACUUUGAAGUGGAAAUUACUUAGAAAUAGAAAAUACUUUAAAAUUAAAAUUACUUUGAAGUGGAAAUUACUUUGAAUUGCAAAAUACUUUGAAUUAGAAACAAAAAUUACUUUGAACUAGAAAAUACUUUAAAGUUGAGAAUACUUUGAAGUGGAAAUUAUUUUUAAUUGCAAAAUACUUUGAAGUGGAAUAUACUUUCAAGAUAAAAUUACUUUGCAAGAGAAAAUACUUUGACUUGGUAAUUACUUUGAAGAGGAAAAACUUUUAAGUGGAAAUUACGUUGAAUUGCAAAAUACUUUUGAAAUAGAAAAUAGUUGAAAGUGGAAGUUACUUUAAAUUGCAAAAUACUUUGAAGUGGAAAUUACUUUAAAGUGCAAAAUACUUUGAAGUGGAAAAUAUUUUUAAGAUAAAACUGCUUUGAAAUAGACAAUACUUUGAAGUUAAAGUUAUUUUGAAGUGGAAAAUACUUUGAAGUGGCAAAUAUUUUCAAGAUUAAUUGAGAAGUAUUUUGAAGUGGGAAUUACUUUGAAGUGAAAAAUACUUUGAAGUGGGAAGUAUUUUGAGGUGGAAAAUACUUUUUAGUGGAAAUUACUUUGAAGUGGAAAAUAUUAAAACAUUGAAGUAAAAAUUACUUUCGAAUAAAAAAAUAAUUUGAAGUGGAAAUUACUUUGGAAUGGAAAAUACUUUGAAGUGGGAAGUACUUUGAAGUGGGAAGUAUUUUGAAGUGAAAAAUAUUUUCAAGAUAAAUUAAGAAGUAUUUUGAAGUGGAAAAUACUUUGAAGUGGCAAAUAUUUUCAAGAUUAAUUGAGAAGUAUUUUGAAGUGGGAAUUACUUUGAAGUGGAAAUUACUUUGAAGUGACAAUUAUUUUGAAGUGGAAAGUACUUUGUAGUGGAAAUUACUUUGAAGUGGAAAAUAUUUUAAAGUAAAAAUUACUUUCGAAUAAAAAAUACUUUGAAGUGGAAAUUACUUUGAAAUUGAAAAUACUUUGAAGUGGGAAGUAUUUUGAAGUGGAAAGUACUUUGAAGUGGAAAAUACUUUGAAGUGGAAAAUAUUCCUUUUUUUAAAACGACUACUAAUUAAUCACACCAUGAACUGUAAAUAUUUUAAUCUCUAAACUAGUAUUUCAGUCUAAUACAGUAUUUCAAGUAUCAAAAAAUACUUUUUCCGUGAGUGCGGGUGUAAAUACAAAAAUCCGUUUGGAAUUUAUUUUUUAAAACCAAAAUGGAGAUAACUUGAAGUGGAAAAUACUGAAAAUUCAUAAAUAUAGCGAUGGUAAAUACUAAAAAGUGUCCUUUAGACUUUUCUUGAAAAUUCAGUAGCUUAAGGUGCAAAAUAAAGAAGAAUUUAAUUAAAUUAAUUAAAAAAUUAAAGUGAAAAAAAAGAUUUCUAAAAAAAGAAAAGAAUUAUAGUAGUGAAUAAUAAUGUUGUUGAAAAUGAAAAUCUAAAAAGUAAAAGUCCUCUUUGAAUGAUGGUAGAGCCGAAAUGUUCGUCGAAUAGUUUUUUGGAUUUGGUGAAUCCAAUAAGCAGCUAUGAGGACUUGAAGACAUUGCACAAGAAGCAUUGCAAGAAGUAUUUUUGCCGCUGCAAACGGCACACGAUUAGCGUAAUUUGCAUAAAUGAGACGCGGAAAUUGUAUUGGUUUAAUUGCAAGAGUGUCGAGGAUAAAGUGAAUAGCGGCAACAGCGGCGUCGGCGAGGGAUAUUACUUCAAAUUGUUGCAAAUAAUAAAUGGCGCGCUGAAUACCUGGGCGCAAAAGUACAUCGAGGGCUUGAGCUUUGCCAGGAAGGAAAUCAUGUUCAAGAUUAAUGGUAGUAGCAAGAAAAAUAUGAAGCUUCUCAAGGAGGGAUUUUACUGUCAUUAUCAUCCGCACAUGUCCACUGAUUCCUGCAAUGCGGAUUUCUUUAAGCGGGUAAUGUCAGAUGAUGACAGAAUGUCAUUGACGACAGCUGUCAGUGACGACGAUGAUGGCGAAAGUGUCAUGAAUUCUCCGUAUCGAGGGAAAACGAUGGGAACCGCGGCCGAUUCUUUCAAUUGCACUGGAGCUGUUCGUAAAGCGGGAUAUCUUAGUGUGAAAAAAUGGCUAUUGAGACGAAAGCAACACAUCGAAUUGGCGAGAGGACGAGGUUGGAGGGGCUAUUGGGUUUGUUUGAAGGGCACAACGCUGCUUUUCUAUCCGUGUGAAUCCCACGAAAGUAGGGCCGUUGAAACGGCGCCGAAGCAUUUGAUUAUUGUUGACGGUGCCAUUAUGCAACCAAUUCCGGAACAUCCGAAACGGGAUUACAUUUUUUGUCUCAGUACGGCAUUCGGCGACGCUUAUCUUUUCCAGGCUCCUUGUCAAGUGGAACUUGAAAACUGGGUGAAUAGCAUUCAUUCAGCUUGUGCCGCUGCUUUCGCCCGUCAUCGGGGCAAAACAGGAACUCUGCACUUGUUACAGGAAGAAAUUUUCCGUUUGGAGAAGUCAAUCGACUCUGACUCGAAACUAAAGCACAUGGCGGAUUUGCAACAAUCGGUUGUUUCGGACGUCGAGACGAAGCAGCAAAUAAAUAAUCAAAUUGUCCAGUGGGAGGAGAAUUUGGAGCGUCUUCAUUGCGAGCAGUUCCGCUUACGAUGCUACAUGGCCAGCUUGCAAAGUGGAGAGUUGCCGAAUCCGAAGAGCCUGCUCACUCAUGUUUCAAGGGCGACAAAGCAGACCCUGAACAAACUUGGUGUCUUCACUGUGUCGUCAUUUCAUGCAUUUAUUUGCGCCAGGAGUCCAUCGUUACUUAAUAAUUUACUGACGGGACGGGGCGCGACGAAACGAAGACCACCAAUUUUGUCGAGGAGCAACAGCGCCUCCAGUAGACGAUCAUUGCAAAUUUCACGCGACGAGGAGAAAACGGUCAAAGUCACUAUACCCGAAAAUCAGACUGUUUCAGUUUAUUUACGUGACGCAAUGACGGUGGAGGAAUUUUUGGCGAGCGCCUGCAGCAGAAAGGGAUUAAAUGCCAUGGAACAUUUUGUCCGCGUGAAAAAGCGACGCGACAUGGAGGAUCAUAAUUACUUUGUCCCUCACAGAACUGAUCCAAUCGAAACUUACCUUCACACACACGAAAUUGUGGAAGUUUGUGCGAAAAUUCUCUAUCAAGUUGAACUCCAGAGGAAUACACUGGAUCAAAUGUGGGGAUUCUCAGUGGAGGCUGAGCUUAUAGAAAAUUCUGAUCGUCAAGACGAGCUUUGCUGUUACGUCAGUCGUGUCGAGGAUAAAAGUGUCGCUAUGCAUAACGGAAUAAUAAAAGGCGACGAAAUAAUGGUAAUUAAUGGAGCAAUUGUGAGCGAUUUGGAUAUGAUGUAUUUGGAGAGUGUUCUGCAAGAGGAAUUGGCCCUUUGCAUGAUGAUGCGCUCAUCGAGAACGGAACCUCCCGAUCUCACGGGAAUGAUGAGGGUCACUGACGAUAUUGAAAGUCUCGUGUGUCCUCCGCCACCCACUGAUCCUCCGGUCAUCAGCGAUGAAAUGAUUUCCGGUCUGAUUGUUCCGGCUCCCGGAUGGAGUAAAGAAAAUAUCGUUCAGGAAUGCACGAAUUCGAGUCAAGGGGGCACGCGGAAACCAACGUCGAGGACAAAUUCCUUCGAGAUUGAGAAUUUAUUGAAAACAGCGGAACAAGUGACGGGCAUUUGCCGAUCGCCGGGCGAAACACGAAAAUCAAGUCCAACCGGAAGUGUCGUUAGUUCGCAUUCUCAAGCAAUGACGCCAAGUCGACAAUUGAGCGAUGCGGAGAAAUUGAAGAAAGUCAUUUUAGAAUUGGUCGAGACUGAAAGGACAUAUGUGAAGAACUUAAAUAAUUUACUGGAAAACUAUUUGGAGCCAUUGAAGAGGGAAACAUUCUUGUCGAAUGCCGAGAUUAAUGCACUCUUUGGCAAUAUUCAGGAAAUUGUCACAUUCCAACGGCAGUUCUUGCAAAAUCUCGAUCACGCAAUCGAAAUUGAGGCGGACUUUAACAACUUUGAGCAUCCCAGUCAAUUUAAGGGUGUCCUGUUUUCCAUUGGAAGUGCCUUCUUAUAUUAUGUAAAUCACUUCAAGCUUUACAGCUCGUUUUGCGCGAGUCAUUCGAAGGCUCAAAAAGUUUUACAUCCGAAUGAAGGAAAUCAAGCUCUUCAAGAAUUUCUACAAGCUCGAAAUCCAAGACAGCAACAUUCAUCGACUCUGGAAUCGUAUUUAAUUAAACCGAUUCAGAGAAUUUUAAAAUACCCCCUACUUUUGCAACAAUUAAGGAAUUUAACGGACGAACGCAGCGAUGAACACAGACAUUUGAUUGAGGCUCUGAAGGGAAUGGAAAAAGUUGCCGAACACAUCAACGAAAUGCAAAGAAUUCACGAAGAAUAUGGAGCAAUUUUCGAUCAUCUCUUUAGACAACAUCAAAAAUCCUGCAAGCAGCCAAUUGACCUGAGUCCAGGAGAUUUACUUUAUUACGGAGGCGUCGAGUGGCUGAAUAUUUCCGAUUUCCUUGGGAAAAUUAAAAAAGGCCUCGAACUUCAUGCGAUGUGUUUCGUUUUUAAGUCUGCGGUGGUUUUCCUCUGCAAGGAAAGACUGAGGCAAAAGAAGAAGUUAAUGGGCGUAUCAACGAAAGCGAAUGCGAGCGAAGUGGAGAUAAUUCGCUAUCAAGUCUUAAUUCCGGUGACGGAAGUUCAAGUUCGAGCGAGUUCCGCAAAAGACAUGGAGUCGCACUUCCUCUGGGAAUUGAUUCACCUGAGGAGUCAAUUGCAAAGGCGCUCGGAGAAAGUCUACGUUCUGUCUAAUAGCACGACGGAAUUUAGAAACGCGUUUUUGAAGACAAUUCGCCAGAUAAUAAGAGAGUCGGUGAGGAAUAUGAGUAUACCGUCAACGAAGCCGCACUUGACACAACCGCCAAUGACAAUUGGACCGCGAAUGUCGACUGGACACGUGGAGAAAUUUGACAAGAGUCAACUUCAAGGGCAAAAUGGAACAAUUAUUGCCAUCACAACCGGGACGUUGUCGAAGAAGAAAAUGUCGGGAAACUCCCAUCACGUCAGGAGGAAAUACAGUCAAUCGAGGGCCGCCGAUCGCGAGAGCGUCGAGGAUAAGGAGGCCGAGGACAAUGUGAAUUCCGCUCAACAACAGACGUUCCGCUCAAGGAGCAAAACGAUCAGCGAUACUUCUGAAAAUGCAUUUGCAGGUGAAGUGAAAGUUGAAAUGGACUCCGGAACCAAGUCCGAGGGCGAGGAGGACUCGCAGGCUUACGCGGCGGAGAAAAAGGCAAAUUUGGGACGGACGCCUAAUCAUUUAACUUUGAGUACUACCUCAACUAUUUCCGCUGGAAGUACCGGAAGUCAAGCGCGACUUAUUCAGUCAUCCCAUCAGCCGGAAAAUUAUCAACCCGCUACUGUCAAGGAACUCGGUUCGCCAAUUUGGAAGCCACGAGAAUUGCCCUCGCUGGGCGAAGCAACAACUUUGCCGCGAAAGGGAAAAUCGAACAGCGAAUUUGCUGACAUGAGUUCGACGCACAGCGCCUCUAGAAAGUCACUCGUAGAAAUCAACAAUUGUGCUCAACAAUCCAACUUUAAUAAUCACGUCUAAGUUUAAAUAAUCGAUUUCUUAAAAUUACUUAUUAAAUAUUAAACAAAACAAAAAAAAAAGGAAAAACAAUUAAUAUAUAAUUAUAUAAUCAAGAGGAACCUCGAUCUGCUUAAAUGCAGGGAAUUAUCAACGUAAAUCCUAAAUUUAAACAAAACAACCAAAAAAAGAAAAGAGAAAAAAACUGUAAAGAAAAAAAAAGAAAUUUAACAGAGGACUUGAAGAAAAAAGUGGAUGUGUUGUUGGCUGUUCGAGCUAAACGAAUUUUUCUCAUUUCGUCCGGAAAAACUCAUUUUUGGCAAAUGAUCAUUUUUUGUAAGUAUGUUUUUUUUUAAUUUUGAAUGUCAAAAAAAAAAUUGUCUCUCUAGAUUUCUUUCACGGGUGGAAUUUUUUUCUUAAUUCGAUUCUUCUUCUUUCCUUUCUUUUUUUUCUUUGGAUUUUUUUUCUUUUCGGAAAAAGAGAAAAUCGUUUUCCGAAGAAAAACUAAAUUUAUUAAAUUUGCAAAAAAGAAAAAUAUAAUGAAAGGAAAGAAUUGAAAAAAAAUCAGAAGGAAAAAGAAACGAAGUGAGAAAGAAAUUGAAAAAAGGGAAAAAUUUGUCUACAGGGAAAAUAGAUUUCUUUGCCCCUUGAAAAAUUUUUCAUGCUUUUAAAAAUAAAGCAAGAAAAAAAAUUAAUUUAAUUUAAUUAAUUGGUUUAUAAUUUUAAUAUUUUAAUUAAUUAAUUUCUAAUUUUCAAAUUUAACAAAUUUAAUAAAUUUUGUUACUUUUUGUUUGAAAGGAAUUUCGCCGACGCGGAUUGAGAAAAAGAAAAAAAUAUCGAGCUUUCUUUGCAAUUUUUUACCGACUAGUGAUUUCCCUUUUUUCUCGUCUCAAAGAAAAUUUUAUCAAAUCCUCAAAAAAAAAAAAAUAAACAAAUAAAUAAAGCAAAAAAAGAGAAAAGAAAGAAAUCUAAAAAAAUUCAAAAUUCAAAAUGUAAUUUUUACAACAAAUUUUUCUAUUUUAAAACCUUUGUUUCUCUUUCAUAUUUUUUAUUCCUUUUGAAAUUUUUCAAGAUUUCUUUCUUUUUCUCGUCGAUAAAAUCUAGUUUCUCCUCUAAACGUAUUAAAAAAGAGAAAAAGAGAGAGAGAGGGAAAGAAAGAUAGUUAGAUAGAUAGUUAAAUUAGAACGAAGAAAAAAAAGAGAGAAAUGCGGAAAAGAAAAAAAAAGAAAAUAGGAGAGAGAAUGAGAGAAUGAAUGGUGUAGUAGACAAAAAAAAGAGAGAAAAAAAAUUAAUUAAUUAAUCGCUAUCACAAAAAAAAUAAAAUUGAAAUCGUAAUUCCUGUACUUUUUCGGAAAAAUUAUAAUAUUCUUUAGGAUUUGAAUACUAUCAUCUUUAUAAAACAGAAAAUUUAAAUUCCUUUAGCGCGAAGAGCAACGGAAAAUAAUCAAGUUUGUAUAUAUAAUGAAAUUUUUAUCCAUUUUGGGAAUUUUUUCGGGAAAAGAAUUUUUUUCAACUUUACACGGGAAAAUUUUAAUAUUUAAUCACAACGUUUUUUUUUAAUUAUAAA